AUGGACAGUGAAGAGUGUGCACCAGGCAGAAGAAACACAUUUGACCUUACAAAUCAGCAUCGUCAAUCAGCUGUACUUCGUUUUAGCAUUAAUGGGACUAACGUCACUGACGUCCAUUACAGCAAAGAUCAUCACAAUCGAGAAGAUAAAUCUGAAAUUAUUGUUAAUUUUACCGAUGGUUCUCAAAUGUACAUUGGUGAAUUGAACUAUGAUCCAAACAACACUGAAUAUAUGCUAGUUUGGAGCAAAAAUGAACCAAACUUAGAAAAAGAGCUGUGUUUUCACUACGGUUUUAACAACGCCAGCUGGUUUUCUACCUAUGAAGAAAAAAAUCAAAAAUGGCCAAUGGACACUCAAAAAAUAAUUCCGAAAGGAAAAGCGUUUACAACAUCUGACUUUUUACUAACUCCUGAUUUUGGCUCCAUUAUUGAACACGUCUUUGUUAACACUGACGGGUUUGGCAUUGUGCUAAAUGAGUAUCAUCCCUGGAUACUGCGUCGCGAUUCAAAUCACGGAGAUCCUAUUCUUUGUGUUUCUACUUCAAACCUAAAACCCUAUCCAAAUCAAACAACAUACAGUAAUCCACAUUUCUUUGACACAUACAUUCAUUUUCGGAUUGCCAAUAAUAUAACAAUGGUUUGGAAUCGUCUACAUCACACGCACAUCUACCCACCAAAAAGUAUUCCUGAUGAAAGAAUGUUUCGUUAUCCAAUAUGGUCAACAUGGGCAUACUUCAAAAAGGAGGUCAAUCAAAGCAAAGUUCUUCAAUUUGCAAAUGAAAUUGUCAAACACGGGUUUAAAAACAACGCACAGCUUGAAAUUGAUGACUUUUGGGAACAUCAUUAUGGAGACCUGACUUUUGAUACAACAAAAUUUCCUGAUGCAAAACAUAUGAUUACUGAAUUGAAAAAACUUGGAUUUCGUGUUACAGUUUGGAUGACGCCGUUUAUUACAAAAGAGUCAACAACUUACAAUGCAAGCAUUCCCCACUUGGUGAAAAGUCACGAUGGACACCCCUUGACAUCAAAAUGGAAUUCAGCCGGCAUUGUUGAUUUUUCAAAUGAUCACGCCGCCAAGUGGUGGAUUGAUCGUUUAAACCAUUUUAGAAAUGAAUCAGGAGUAGACGGCUUUAAAAUGGACAAUGGCGAAGUUUAUUGGUAUGGAGAUGAUUUUAUUGUAAAUGAUCACAAAGUUCGAGAAUACGCCAACUGGGUUACAACUCGAUAUGUGGAAACCUGUUCUAAACUGGGACCAAUGACUGAGGUUAGAAGUGCUUUCAAAAAUCAGCAUACUACCGUUUUCUUAAGAAUGAUGGAUAAAAACACCGUUUGGGAAGGUGAGAACGGCCUAGCAUCAUUGAUUUCUACAGCCCUGACAAUGUCUUUAGCUGGAUACUCUUUCAUACUGCCAGAUAUGAUUGGCGGAAAUGAUGAAAAACCAGCCGAAGAACUUUUCAUUCGAUGGGUUCAAGCGACUACUUUUCUACCCUCAAUGCAAUUUUCAUACCCGCCCUGGAUUUACUCUGAAAAAGCUGUAAACUUAACACUUAAAUAUGUACAGCUACAUGCUGAGCAUGGCGACACUAUUAUUACGCUGGCCAAACGCCGAGUGACUCACUCUGAACCGGUCAUUAGACCACUGUGGUAUUCAGAGCCAAAUGACUCGAGAACGUUCAAAAUUAAUGACCAGUUUAUGCUUGGGCCAGAUAUUGUUGUGGCACCUGUACUUGAAAAAGGAAAAACUGAGCGAUCAGUUUAUUUGCCUUCAGGAGUUUGGGUUGAUCAACAUGGCAAGGAAAACACAGGGCCAGCAAUAAUUAAAGUUUUAUCUCCAAUUGAAGAACUUCCUUAUUUUAAACGAAAACAUUAA
Messenger RNA from Rhagoletis zephyria (snowberry fruit fly), 1869 nucleotides. NCBI's taxonomy places the organism in Eukaryota, Metazoa, Arthropoda, Insecta, Diptera, Tephritidae. The record is from RefSeq and is a predicted model, not a curated record.